CAGUUGCGUUUUCUUUAUGUAUAAUUUCUUAAUUUUUUACCGCAACCACCCACAUCCACAUAAAGAAUGCCACCGACCGAGACACUACGUGCCGGUGGCGGCAGCGAGCGCGAACAGACGUACAUCAUAAGGCAAAGCAACAAAUGCUACGAACAUCGCGAUUCGCAGGCCACAGCGAUGUCAGUUGAUUAUACCGGACAGUGGGUGUUGCUGGCGGGUCGGGGACAUUUUGCAUUGCAGCGCUUAGGCCAAGAUGAUGGUACACUGCGUCGCCACGAGCGCCAAUCCAAAUACGAGGUGUCCGUGGCCGAGUUCGCCGUAUGUCCGAGCAGCAAAGAGUACUGCGCCAUAGCCACUAGCCAGCACAUAGACAUUGUGCGUUGGGGUCCAGCAGAGCCCUUCUAUGAAAACUCGUUACGCGGCCACACACGCACUGUUACCGACAUAGACUGGCACGGCAAGAAUCCCAAUUUGCUCGUCAGUUGCUCCAUUGACACGUUCUCACACAUUUGGGACUUGCGUGAGCCUCGGAAGCCGGCGCUCUCACUCAACGCCGUUUGCAUGUCGGGCGCCACCCAAGUGGGCUUCAAUCGCGUUUCGGGCAAUUUGCUGGCUGCCGCCCAUGAUGGAGACCUGCGCAUUUGGGACAUACGCAAGGGCAGUUGUCCAACACAUUAUAUUACUGCGCAUUUAAAUCGGGUCCACGGCAUCAAUUGGAGUCAUCGACGGGAGACUUGUCUGGCCACAGCCAGCCAGGAUGGCACCGUCAAGUAUUUCGAUGUGUGCAAUCCACGGCGAGCGGAAAAGAUCAUAACGACGCUAUCGCCGGUGUGGCGGGCACGCUAUACGCCGAUUGGAAAUGGUUUGGUUAGCAUUGUGGUGCCGCAUUUGGGUCGUGGCGAGAACAGCUUGCUGCUUUGGAGCAAUAGCAAGCAAACGGAUCCAAUUUGCAGCUUUGUGGGACAUACGGAUGUUAUUCUGGACUUUGCCUGGCGACCAAAUCGGGAAAACUUCUCCGAAAUUGAGCUAGUGACCUGGUCACGUGAUCGUACGCUGCGCGUUUGGAAAAUUGACGACACUAUGUUGAAACUUUGCGAACCAUCGGCCGAUGAGGACGAGGAGACACGCUACGAUGAUGUGCCUGAUUUGCCGGCCACAACACCGCCGGAAUAUCUCUGCCCUCUGCCUCCGCGCAAUGGUUCACUUCAGGCACCAACAAUCCUGCAACCAGAUCUGUAUCCCCGUGUUGCUGCCUCGCUACCCAUUGCCACAGGCGAUAUGUCCGCAUUGCCGCUGGCGCGUUCGCCUACAACACCGCAUUACAGCUUUCCACGCAAGGACGAUCUGCAUAUCGCCCGCUCGCUGACAGAUCAGCCCACCUGUUCGCUUCACCAUGAGUUCUCGCUGCUAAACACAAACAUGCCGCAUGUAGAGGUCGAUAUACUGGAUGCCAUAAAGCGUUACGCUUGCUUCAAGAUCUAUGCAGGCGGCCACACAGUUGUACUGCAAGUCACCUUUCCCACAUCUUAUCCAAGUCCAAACGUAACGCCCGAUUUUCAAUUGUGUCAGGGCACCACGUUGUCCAGCGACGUGAUUGCAAUACUCUUGAAGGUGCUGCGCACAAAUUCGUUGCAGCGUGUGAAAAAAUCACGCACCUGUCUGGAACAAUGUCUGCGCGCCCUGGUGGUGGCCAUGAAGAAGAGCAUCAGCAGUGGCGGAGGCGGCAGCGGAGCGGACAAGUGUCAGCUGCAUUUGCAAUCGCCCCGACUGGAUGGCGCGCUAAGCAGCGCUCUUCACGAUGCCUGCAUACCCUUUCCACGCACCUCGGGUGUGCAUUUCAAUGCCGUUGGCAUGUUGACCACCUUCGCGCAGGUGUUGAACAGCAAACGACUGACGUUGCGUCAUCAUCAGGCCUACACGCCGCGCACGUUGUCGGCCAUCAAUGGCAGCGGGCUGCUGGGCAAUGUGAUGGGUCCACAGCCGGUGUUAUAUCCACAACGAGAUGCCAAUGCCUCGCUGUAUUUGCAGGAGCGUAUGAUUACAGGAAAACCGGGCAAAAAUCGGGCAAUGCAAAAGGCUGCGGGCAGCAGUCCCAGCACGCCUGUAGUGCACAUCUACGAUGCGAGCCGUUUGCUGCAUUUGAACCGGCAAAUGGCCAUAGAACUGUCUCUGGACAAACAAGACAUUGCCCAGACCUGUCGUCAAAAUGGUGAAGUGUGCGCCAAGUACGAGCGAUAUGACUUGGUGCCGAUUUGGCUACUGGCCGAGCUCAUUGCCACGCCGCAUGUCCCGGACGAAAACAAGUACGAGCUCCUCUUCUACAAGGAUCCCUUCAAGAAAUACCUGCUGGAAUCUCUGAUUAUGCACUAUGCCACUGCUGGGGAUGUGCAAACCGCUGUGUUGCUCGCCUGCCUCUUCGACAAAUGUCCCAGCGGACUGGACAGCCUGGACAAGGACAGUUUGCUCAAUUAUCCGGGCAAGCUGCCGCCUCAACUGACAUCACAAUUAUCGCCUUAUCACACUGUGGUACCCUUAGACUUUAAGUCCUCGGCACAGGUGCGCUCUGUUAGUGGCACGUGGCAACAAUUAAAACAGCUGCGCAGCAAUUCCUGGUCCGAUUCGCUGGACUGGGUGGAUGUGAAGCUUUUCCAAGCCGAUGCCUAUGCCUGUUCGCUGAUACGCCGCACCAAAAUGCCGCUUUUUGAUCAGUUCAAACGCGUCUACGCCGAUGUUCUCUUCUGCUGGCAGUUGCUCUCCAAACGAGCGCUCAUCUUGAAGCACACGUUGUACACACCGCCGCCGGCCCAGGGUGUUGAAUUUGUGACCGAAUGCACCGGCUGUGCUAAGCCGAAACGCACACCCAAAUGUGAGCCCUGCAAGCGUCCUGUCCUCUAUUGCACCCUCUGCUGUCUUCCUGUGACGGGAGAGGCAAAUGCGUGCCUUGCCUGCGGACAUGGCGGCCACAUACAGCACAUGCUCCAAUGGUUUGAGAAUCAUAACGUCUGUGCCACGGGCUGUGGCUGCCAAUGUCUACAACGCACGAGCGAACUGCUGGAACACAUCUACUGACCUGAAGCUGAACUUGUGGCGAUUCAUUUAACAUUGCACAUAACUUUUUUGACGCUGUGGAAAUCAAAAUACAUGUUAAACAACUGUUUUUUAAUCUUAAGAUGAAAGUUUUGUACUAUAUAUUUACAUACGACAAAUACA
This is a messenger RNA of Scaptodrosophila lebanonensis, 3210 nucleotides long. It is a transcript of the gene Wdr59, whose product is annotated as GATOR complex protein WDR59. Gene Ontology annotation, molecular function: protein binding. Bases 67 to 3069 code for a protein of 1000 amino acids. NCBI's taxonomy places the organism in Eukaryota, Metazoa, Arthropoda, Insecta, Diptera, Drosophilidae. The transcript has 6 exons. The record is from RefSeq and is a predicted model, not a curated record.